Messenger RNA from Colletotrichum siamense, 420 nucleotides. RefSeq lists its product as uncharacterized. The coding region runs from base 1 to 420 and encodes 139 amino acids. The transcript has a single exon. The record is from RefSeq and is a predicted model, not a curated record. NCBI's taxonomy places the organism in Eukaryota, Fungi, Ascomycota, Sordariomycetes, Glomerellales, Glomerellaceae.
AUGGUUCGAACAGUUCUAUGGCAUACUCCUUCUCUACGUCUUUUCAAGGGCCUGAUCAAGCACAUCCUUGAGCGAUUGCUGUUCUGCAACGCCGAUAUAUGGGACUUUCCAUCAGGUUUAGAGGUCUUUCUGCAUUUUCUUCUGCUACGGGCCGACACAAAUGGAUCGGCAUUCUGCGGCAGUCUGAUCUUCCUGGAGCGAGCUGUGCGGCGCCCGCAGAGCACUCUGGCUACAGAAAAUAGUCGGCAUCUACGCCUCUUGGCGUCGAUGAUUGUUACUCGGAAAUACUUCGAAAAUGACGCCUACAACACGCCGUUCUGGACCGGCAUCGUGGCCGGUACCCAGAUACGCCACAUCGGCCUUUCUCCUACAGACAGAUAUUUGGAAUAUGAUUCUGAAUUCCGAUCAGUAUUUGAAUAA